Messenger RNA from Physcomitrium patens, 3525 nucleotides. RefSeq names its product scarecrow-like protein 11. The record is from RefSeq and is a predicted model, not a curated record. Lineage: Eukaryota; Viridiplantae; Streptophyta; Bryopsida; Funariales; Funariaceae.
AGCCCCGAUGAUGGAGCCAUGGCGUCAAGUUCUCCUCGUCGCAACCCACCUCGCUCGCUCACAAGCAACGAAGAAAUGAAGGGUGUUUUCUUCGGACGCCUUCGCAAGCAUUAUCGUUGGUGUUGAAUCUCUUCGUUGCAUCGAGAUUCGGACUACGUGCUCUCACUCACUCACUCACUCACUCUGCUUCUCCUCUGACUCCUAUCCAGCAGCAUUUGGCACCAGCGAGACUCAUUUUACAGCUAUCUACCUACCCUCAUUAAUCGUGUCUCCCACUGAUUCCAACGCGGUUUGGAGAUCGUAAAGCGUUGCGUCGUCGAUAUGGUGCGGUGGAGUCUGAGGGCGGACUGUUAGUGUAGAAACCCCGAGAGGACGGAGUUUUUGGAGGCUAAUUCGUCGUGAAGGGCUGUUGUUGUUGCUGAUGGUUUCAAUGUAGGUAUGACAGAGAAAGGAAAGACAGGCGGGUCGCUAACUCCAGGGAGGGAGAAUUCGAGCUCGUCGUUGGAGAGCUUGCUGCAACAGGCAUUGCUUCAGUCGCAGAGACCUAAGUUGCAGAGACGCAGCUUGUCGGCUCCUGUUGUGGACGUGUCUGCGGAGAAGCGAGGCAGGUCGUUGUCUCCUCAUCGAGCUAGUCACGUCGAUGGCUUGAGGGGAAGCUAUUUCCACAAGAGCCGGCUCGAGGUGUCGUCGUCGAAUUUUUUGGAAAGAUUUGCACCGCCGAAGCUUGAGACGAUCUCGAAGAAGACGGACGUGCCAUGGUCGAGUUCUAGUGGUGUGUUAGGCAGUGGACGUGCGGCUUUGGGUGUUAACUAUUACGCCUCUCAAGAUUCGCGAUCGUCGACCUUUAGUACAGGAGAUAGUCUUUCGAGUGAUACGCAGCCAUCUGCGACUGAAGGAAUUUUUGAUGCUGUGCACUUUGAAGGCAACAGCAGUGGGUCGGGCGAUCUAGCAGGGCAGACGGAGUCCAUGACCCGAUUUAUUGAUGAUAUUCUGUCGAAUGAGGACCUGGAUGAGGAAAAAUCUCUAAUGCAACAAUCUGGCGCUUUCCAUGCCAUGGUGAAGGAGAUUGCCGGUGUUCUUGCUCCAGAUUCUGGUGUAGAUGGUAUAGAUGACCCUGUGGUUGUUGAGGCAGAUUAUUUGAACGAUUGGGCUUACGCUGCGUUCUUUUCUACCGAUGAACUGCGCAUGGCGGAAAAGAGUCGUUCAUGUCAGGCUAUGGCUAGAGAGAUCGCUGGUGUCCUUUCCCCAGAGGCUAAUAUACCCGAUAUUGGAGAAGUCGAGGGUUUUAAUGACCAGAACAACAAUAUUAGUGAAUUUAUUCCAACUGAAGACAACACAACGAUGAAGUUGAUGGAGGGUUACACUUGCAUGCUCAGCAAGCACAUUACAGAUGUAAGUGGUGCCAGGAAUUCUGAUAACGUGGAUUACAGGUCCUUUAUUACCGAGUCUGAUAGUCUCAUGGUCCACUUCGAUGACGUUUUUAGAUACCAUUUAGAUAAUUCUAACAGAAAGCCCACCAUGAAGUCGGACUUCGACUUCAAUCCGCUUCUUCGUGGCUUAGGAGGGUCGAAUUCGUCCCCUCCUUGCGCUACUUUGACGGAAUUGCUCUAUAGGUGCGCUUUUGCAGUGAGCCAAGGGAAAACACAUAGUGCUACCGAAUACUUAGCAGAGCUGCGGAGCCUCUCAUCACCUUUUGGCGAUUAUAUGCAACGUGUGGCGCAUUAUUUCAUGGAAGCUCUGGUCGCAAAAAUGUCAGGUACCGGCGAACAACUUUACACAGUGAUCACAAACAAUCACCCGUCGGCUGCGACAAUGUUGAAAGCUUUUCGCCAGUAUGUCGAUCGUUGCCCUUACAUCAAAGUCGGCCAUUUUUUUGAAACGAAAAUGACCUUGGAUGCUUUUGAAGGUGCUACUCGCGUUCACAUUAUUCACUACGGUAUCCAGUAUGGAGUUGAAUGGCCUACUCUUAUCCAACAUCUCUCGAAAAGGCCAGAAGGACCCCCUCAUUUUCGUAUUACAGGUGUGGAUGUUCCAUACCCAGGAGAAGAUCCCUGUUGGAAAAUAGAGCAAACUGGGCGGAGGCUUGCGGAAUUUGCGAAGAUGUGGAAUGUACCAUUUGAGUUUCAUGCUCUAGCUGGAAAAUGGGAAUCGUUCACGGCGAGGGAUUUCAAUUUAAGAAGCGAUGAAGUCCUUGCAGUGAUUACUCACAGAUUACAUAAUAUUCUUGAUGUGUCUGUGUUGGGCGCAAGUCCUCGUGAACUAUUGCUGAGGAGGAUUCGAAGUCUGAAUCCCAAGGUUUUCUUCAUGUUUGUGGAUAAUGCAGCAUGCAAUGGUCCAUUUUUCAUGACCCGCUUUCGGGAGAGCGUUAAGCACUACUCGGCAAUAUUUAAUGGGAUGGAAUUGUCUUUUCCUAUCGACGACCCAGAAAGAGUUAUCCUGGAAAGAGAGAUCUUUGGUCGGGAGAUUUUGAACAUUGUUGCUUGCGAAGGGCAAGCGAGAGUGGAAAGGCAGGAGCCGUAUAGGCAAUGGCAAAAUCGACUGCAAAGGGCAGGUUUCACCCGAGUUCAUCCUAAGCAAAUCCUUCUCUCCAAAAUGAAAGCCAUGAUGGCUACUUUUCACAAGGAUUAUGGGGUUGGUGUGGACGAUGGUUGGAUUCUUUUGGGGAUAAAGAACCAAGUUGUGAGAGCCAAUUCAUUUUGGGAGCCUAAACCCGUUAUGAGCUUCAUUUCGUAAAACCGUUUGUCUUCACCAUCCAUAUGAAUUAUAUUAUUUCCUCACUGGUUUUCCGAAUUCGACGUCUUGCACGGCCUCUGCUCCAAUGGUGUUCGAUGCCUCAAUCGGUGUAGAAAUCCAGUUUGACUACGGUGAGCCGUUGAGCGAAUCCAUCCAUAAAGUAGGAACCCUGUGGGGCCCUCGAUGCAGAGAGAUCGGAGGGUUCCCUGCAGAGGCCCAUUGCUUUUCACUGCCUGGUUUGGCGUCACUCCAGUGCUUGAUCCUCGGUGCAUGGACUAGAAGAAAAAGCUGCAUGGAUCUGCAGUAUGAAAUCUGUUCGCCGGACAGGACGGUCUACCCACAAACCGACCCCAUGGGCCCCGGCCGCUGAGACGAAAUUGAUGGUGUGCAUUCUGGCGCCAAAUUUAAUCAGUUUCUGACCACCAUCACUGCACGGGGUUGUGGGAGUCUGUGUUUGACCACUAGAUACAUGUUGGGAAAUUUAGUCCUAGCCAUUCUUCCAUUUGUACAUCACCGUAGCUCCCGGAAGCGACUUCAGAGAUUCAAGUUUGUAAUGGUGCAGAGCCUUGCAUUGUUGUGUGCAUUUUUUUCAUUCUGACGUCCUUGCCAUUCGUAAUGUUAUUGAAACAUUCAACCAGUUCAUAACACAUAUAUUGUGUUGCAGAGUUAUAAUGUAGAGUUAUACUGUGUUUUUAUCUUAUGAACAAUUUUAAUAGGUUUUUGUAGAUAUGGAUUGGUCAUGGAACUAUGUUUUGAUACAAAUAUUUAUUUAAUAGGAUUAUUUGUGGCACA